Messenger RNA from Hibiscus syriacus, 984 nucleotides. RefSeq names its product THO complex subunit 4B-like. Lineage: Eukaryota; Viridiplantae; Streptophyta; Magnoliopsida; Malvales; Malvaceae. The record is from RefSeq and is a predicted model, not a curated record. Bases 89 to 799 code for a protein of 236 amino acids. The transcript is spliced from 5 exons. Gene Ontology annotation, cellular component: nucleus. Gene Ontology annotation, molecular function: mRNA binding. Gene Ontology annotation, biological process: mRNA export from nucleus.
UACAAAAGCUUCAACAAAACCCUAAGCAGCAUUUCCAGGGCAAAAGCAAAGAAAAAGCAAAAUCCAAAAGCAACGUGAAAUCCUGAAAAUGUCCGGCUCGCUGGACAUGUCACUCGACGAAAUCAUCCGUAACAAAAGAAGACCCGAAGGGCAUUAUCGUAACAAGCCACGUAUCUCCGGUCCGGGACCUGAUCGUCGUGGACCCAUUCGCGACCAGAUAAGAACCACCCCGUAUCCGGUUCCACCGGCUAUGCCGAUGCAAGUAGAGGUGCCGCCAAGCCAGGGACAGUUGGUUCCGAGUGGAGGACCAAAUGUGGAGUCGAAGCUAUAUAUAUCGAACUUGGAUUAUGGUGUUUCUAAUGAGGAUAUUAAGGUGCUUUUCUCUGAGGUUGGCGACUUGAAGAGGUACUCGAUUAAUUACGAUAUGAACGGAAGAUCAAAGGGAACUGCAGAAGUUGUCUUUUUCAGACAGACAGAUGCUUUGGCAGCUAUCAAGAGAUACAACAAUCUUCAACUUGAUGGAAAGCCGAUGACAAUUGAGCUCGUGGGAGCUAAUGUAGUUAUUUCUGCACCCAUCCCUCCAACCAGAAGCAGCAUUCUGAGAACACCAAAUGUGGCCCCUAGAAGGGUUGAAAGGGGAUGGAUUCGUGGCGUUGUCAAUGGACCUUACCUUGGAGGUGCCAGCCAUGGAUUCACUCGAGGACGUGGGCAUGGUGGACCUAUUGGUAAGAAAUUAUCUGCAGAAGAUCUUGAUGCUGAUUUGGAUGAGUACCAUUUAGAAGCUAGAAGAAUGAAAUGAGGCCCUCCCCUGCUGUUUUGCUUGGUCAAAUACUCUAGCUCUUUAGUAAAAAAAAAGAAAAGAAAAGAGUUGCGUCUCUGACAUAUUGAGAACGUUAAAACUUCAAAGUGCUGAAUUGCUGUAUAUUCUCCCACGUUGUCUUUUGUUGGAUUUAACCGUUUCAAUACAAAGUCCAAGUAAGAUGA